Messenger RNA from Acanthosepion pharaonis, 477 nucleotides. Lineage: Eukaryota; Metazoa; Mollusca; Cephalopoda; Sepiida; Sepiidae. The record is from the annotation of a GenBank genome assembly.
AUGAGUCUGCCUUUCUCUCCUUUCUUCUCUCAAACACUUUCCCUCAGUCACUCUCUGUCUCUCCUUGCUUCUCUCAAUAACUCUCCCCAAAUGUCUCUUUCUUUCCUUUCUUCUCUCAAUAACUCUCCCUCUGUCUCUCUUUCUCACUUUACAACUCUAUAUCAGAAUCUAUCUAUCUAUCUAUCUAUCUAUCUAUCUAUCUGUUCAUCUCACUCUGUUAGUGUUCUAUCUAUCUUACAGUCUUUUUAUCUAUCUAUCUAUCUAUCUAUCUAUCUAUCUACUCAUAUAUUGUCUAUCUGCUUGUCUAUUCUUGUCUAUCAAUCUAUCUGUUCAUAUAUAUUUCUAUCUAUCUAUCCAUCUAUCUAUCCAUCUCACCCUGUUCUAUCUAUCUGUUCAUUUUUCUAUCUCAAUCUGUUCAUACCUAUGUUUGUCUAUCUAUCUAUCUAUCUAUCUAUCCUAUCAUUUCAGCUGUAUUAA